Messenger RNA from Rotaria sp. Silwood2, 222 nucleotides. NCBI's taxonomy places the organism in Eukaryota, Metazoa, Rotifera, Eurotatoria, Philodinida, Philodinidae. The record is from the annotation of a GenBank genome assembly.
AUGAUAAUCAAUUAUUUAUUUUUAGUCGAUCUUGUACUUAAUGUAAAAGCUAUGCGACGUGUUGCUGCUAUGAUGGGCUCACAAGUAACAGUUUAUGAAAUUGAAAAUGCUAAACAUGAUAUUUUCUUAUCGAAACAAUCUGUUCGAGAAAACGCAUUUGAUUUAAUGUUUCGAUGGCUUCGGCAUCUUGAAGAAGAUUGGAUAACAACAACAAGAAUGUAA